Molecule: messenger RNA, 2583 nt
Organism: Loxodonta africana (African savanna elephant)
Lineage: Eukaryota; Metazoa; Chordata; Mammalia; Proboscidea; Elephantidae
Gene: SLC16A1
Product: solute carrier family 16 member 1
Exons: 5
Coding region: 214-1719 (501 amino acids)
Biological process (GO): transmembrane transport; monocarboxylic acid transport
Cellular component (GO): plasma membrane
Molecular function (GO): monocarboxylic acid transmembrane transporter activity
Source: RefSeq, a predicted model, not a curated record
GCCAGACAAAGUGUCUGGUGAGCUGCUACGUGACUGGCCGGCCGCGUGGGUGCCCAGCGCACCAACGAGGCAGCCUCAAGGAACCGUGCCCGGGUUCUGGGCCCCACGGAACUGCAGCCUGCGCUGCCGCAUCACACACGCGCUCAGCGCCGCGAGCCGCAUACAUAACGAUAUUUGGAUCUGACUGCAUUUUGAAAUUCAUCUUCACUUACAAUGCCACCAGCAAUCGGAGGCCCAGUUGGAUACACUCCCCCAGAUGGAGGCUGGGGGUGGGCAGUAGUUGUUGGAGCUUUCAUUUCCAUUGGCUUCUCUUAUGCAUUUCCUAAAUCUAUUACUGUGUUCUUCAAAGAAAUUGAAGGUAUAUUCAAUGCCACCACCAGCGAAGUAUCAUGGAUAUCUUCCAUCAUGUUGGCUGUUAUGUAUGGUGGAGGUCCUAUCAGCAGUAUCCUGGUGAAUAAAUAUGGCAGUCGUCCAAUCAUGAUUGCUGGUGGCUGCUUGUCAGGCUGUGGCUUGAUUGCAGCUUCUUUCUGUAACAGCGUACAGGAACUUUACUUGUGUAUUGGAGUCAUUGGAGGCCUUGGACUUGCCUUCAACUUGAAUCCAGCUCUAACCAUGAUUGGCAAGUAUUUCUACAAGAGACGACCACUGGCAAAUGGACUGGCCAUGGCAGGCAGCCCUGUGUUCCUGUCUACCCUGGCCCCCCUCAACCAGGCUUUCUUUGGUAUCUUUGGCUGGAGAGGAAGCUUCCUAAUUCUUGGGGGCCUCCUUCUAAACUGCUGUGUAGCUGGAUCCCUGAUGCGGCCAAUAGGGCCCAAGCCAACCAAGGAAAGGAAAGAUAGGUCUAAAGAACCCCUUCAGGACACCGGGAAAUCUGGUGAAAAAAAAGAUGUAGGUGAUGCACAUACAGAUCUUAUUGGCGGAAACCCCAAAAAGGAGAAACAAUCAGUUUUCCAAACAAUUAACAAAUUCCUAGACUUAUCCCUUUUUACCCACAGAGGCUUUUUGUUGUACCUCUCUGGUAAUGUCCUUAUGUUUUUUGGGCUAUUUACACCUUUAGUCUUCCUCAGUAAUUAUGGUAAGAGUCAGCAUUACUCUAGUGAGAAGUCUGCUUUCCUCCUUUCUAUUCUGGCCUUUGUUGACAUGGUUGCCAGACCUUCCAUGGGACUUGUAGCCAAUACAAGGUGGAUAAGACCUCGUGUUCAGUAUUUCUUUGCAGCUUCUGUUGUUGCAAAUGGUGUGUGUCAUUUGCUAGCACCUUUAUCCACCAGCUAUAUUGGGUUCUGUAUCUAUGCGGGAUUCUUUGGAUUUGCAUUUGGGUGGCUCAGCUCAGUAUUGUUUGAAACACUCAUGGACCUCGUUGGACCCCAGAGGUUCUCCAGCGCUGUGGGAUUGGUGACCAUUGUGGAAUGCUGUCCUGUCCUCCUGGGACCACCACUUUUAGGUCGUCUCAAUGACUUGUAUGGAGACUACAAAUACACAUACUGGGCAUGUGGCAUAGUCCUAAUUGUCGCGGGUAUCUAUCUCUUCAUUGGCAUGGGCAUCAAUUAUCAACUAUUGGCAAAAGAACAGAAAGCAGAGCAGAAGCAGAAAAAGGAAAGUAAAGAGGAGGAGACAAGUGUGGCUGUUGCUGAGAAGCCAAAAGAAGCUUUUAAAGCAGCAGAAUCUCUGGAGCAGAAAGGCACAGAAGGAAGCCCCAAAGAGGAGGAGAGUCCAGUCUGAGCCCGUGAGGCCGAAGGGUAAAUGGAGCAGCUUGUGACCCAAGAUAUCUGAAAAUAUCCUACUGGCCUGUAUGCUACCAGUGGUGCUCAAUGCAGACAGUGGACAUUUGUGUGGAAAUCAUACCAGGUGUUCCUUGUGGAAUUUCUGUUUCACUCCUUAGUAGCCUGAGUUAAAAAUGCCAUAUCCUUGGGGGGAGGGAGUGUUUGGCAAAGGAUGAGGGAAGGAAGUAGUUAUUUCUUAGUUUUUUUGUUUUUGUUUUUGUUUUUUAAUCUUAGGUUUUAACAGCAUCAUGAAGAUUAUAAUAUGUGCCUUAAGUUGUAGUGUUUAGAACUCUUUAGGGAGCCUUAACUUUUUCAACCAUUCUGCUGAAUUUAUCUAUUUCAAGUGUCAUGUUUAAAAGAAAAAUAACUAACUUGUUUGAGGCAAAUUUGAAAUCUUAAAUUAAUCUUGCUUCAUUGUUAUUUGUCAUAUAUUGCCAGACAUUGUCAGUGGAAGAUUGAGGGAUAGAAAUAUUGGUUGAAAGUUGGGGAUUUUAUAAAAUGCUGACUAAACUAUUUUCCAGGCAUCAGUAGUUGCCUGGCAUAUACGCCUGCUAUGUAUAAAUUUAGGAAAUUUAAAGUCUAAAACUUUGGAACUAUCUUGGCUUCUCUGGCCACAUUGUACUAGCUAAUACCUCUUUGGUACCUUUUCUUGGGAUGCUUAUGAGAAGCCAAGUGCUUGACAGUUGUUUGCAUUAAAUUACUUCUUUUGCUCCCCUGUUCAAAGACACUUUUUGAGUGGUUAUAUAGAUCAUUCCCCUUUUUGAAAUCACUUGGUAUUAUUUUUCUCACUGUAAAAGUUAAAAUUAAAAUCUACAAGACUAUA